Molecule: messenger RNA, 600 nt
Organism: Guillardia theta CCMP2712
Lineage: Eukaryota; Cryptophyceae; Pyrenomonadales; Geminigeraceae
Exons: 5
Coding region: 1-600 (199 amino acids)
Source: RefSeq, a predicted model, not a curated record
AUGUCUUUCAUGAGCGAUCAGUUCGCUGCCAAGCGGAACCUUGUGAGGGACCAGGUGGUCAUCUAUCCGCGAAGAAAGAGCGGCCAGGCCAACCGCGAUCUAGGGAUCGUAGUGUUGAAUCGCGACAUGAUCGACUCCUUGUGCUGGCUUCCCCUCCCGUCCGCUGCUGAGAUCUUGAAGAUCUCUCCGACGGCUUUGAAGACUGCUUGCCGCUCUCUUGGAAUCAUCCGAUGGCCCUACUCUCGUGCCGAGACUCGCUGUGUUCCCUCGCCUGCUGCCGCGAGCAUCCCCGCCGUGCCAGUCGCUGCUCAGCGCAAGGAGGUUCCGUCCAAGCCUGUCAAGGUCGAAGUUGCCUCACCCCCCGAACAGCCGAGUGUGUCAGCGAUCAUCAAGAGCGUGAAAGAGGAGCAGCAGCUCUUGGCGAGCGAGAGCAGCGAGACAGAGGGAACAACCAACGAUGAAUGUGACUCCCUUCAGACCUCCGACGACGAGAUCAGUCAUCUGCUAACGGGGCAUGAGGAUGACUUGGCUUGGCUGGCUGCGGGUCUCGUUCCGAACCCCGAGCUAGAGUUUCAUGCUCCUCUUCCAUGCUCAGCAUAG